This is a messenger RNA of Sardina pilchardus (European sardine), 1477 nucleotides long. RefSeq lists its product as uncharacterized. NCBI's taxonomy places the organism in Eukaryota, Metazoa, Chordata, Actinopteri, Clupeiformes, Clupeidae. The record is from RefSeq and is a predicted model, not a curated record. Bases 118 to 825 code for a protein of 235 amino acids. The transcript is spliced from 8 exons.
GUGACUCAAGACUGUUUUAAACUAGGACUUCCUAUCACCCUCUCAAAGAACUACCGUGUCAUUCACAUCUUGAAAUCGGACAGAUAACUCAAUAUCAGGUUCAAAAGACACACCAAGAUGACCGCUGAUAAACUUCACAUAUACGCAGUCACAGUGUUUAUGCUUUCUGUGGUGAUGGUCUACACACAUCCUAUUCAACAUUCCACAUGUGAGGGCAAGCAGCUGGCAGACAGCUUCUUGUUCAAUCUCCCCACUAAUCUCUUGAGGUCCCAUUGUGAACUUCAGCUCAAAAUUAAGGGCGCUAUCCGGGCUAUUUACGAACACGGUAAAGCGCCAGUCGACGUGCAGCCACCAGUCCUGAGUGCUACACUUUCCCACUUCAUCCUGGCCACCUGCCCUGCAUCAGUUGCGUUAGACCUGGAGUGCCCAGAGAUACCGGACCCAGUCAUAAUAUAUUGUUCUUGUCUUAACUCUACUGCCCAUCCCACCAACUCGACCUCCCUCCUGACAGGUCUUAACUCUACUGCCCAUCCCACCAACUCGACCUCCCUCCUGACAGACCAUGACACUCCGAAAGACAACAGUCCCUCUCCUGGUAGACAUCAUGCUAUAUACAUAACUGUGGCGGUCAUUGGCAUUGUGGCCAUAGGCGGCCUCAUCAUCGCUCUUGGAUUGGUCAUCUACAAGCGGAGGAAGUCAAAAGAUUCACCCCGCGCGCAGAAUGACAGCCCAGGCUCCUCCACCAAAGGGUCCAACGACCACCUCUUAGAGGUGCAGACCUUCAUACAAAAUGAUCCAGAGAAACAAGAUGAUUCUUCAUCUUGAAUAUGAAUCACAAAGGGAGACCAGAACGUUUUUGACCACCCAAACCUGUUCAAUGUAAAUAUAAUUACAUUACAGCACAAAAGCACCAUGGGGAAAGGAAUGUAUUAACAUGGUUUGGGUAGCCCCAGUGAAUAUAGGUCAUUAUUCUUUAUGGGGAUCCUUGGGCAUUCCCUAACUCUGAAUUUGGUGCUGUAGCCCUGUACUGCCCCCAUAAAUAGUUAUGGAUGUAAAACGAGCACUGGGGGGUCAGUGAUGAUAUCAACGUUGAAAGGACACUUCAUUGUCUCCAAGUUACCCAUCAAGCUAUGGUGCUUAUGCAACCUGUACUGUGUGGACAGCCUAGUCCUGCACUAGACUGACAACCUCUGACAUUAGAGGCGGGGUGCUACCUAGUGGGGGACUAAACCUCAUGGGUGCUAAUGUCUGUGGGUCGUACAUUUCAUUAUUUAUAAUUUAUUGUAUUUAUGAAAUUGAAGGGAAUUAAAAAUGCAGUAAAUUAGGGUCUUGCCACUUUGCAUGAGAGUAAUAGAAAAGUAUAUACUAUAAAUACUUGGAGUACUGCUGGGUGGGACUCUAUAAGGAAUUGGGUGUUUUUUUGUGUAAAUAGUACCUUGCAUUAUUCAUUUGUGUUGCUUUAUUUCUUUGCUGUUUU